GCGUGUGUGUGUGGAGCCAUAUCGUUGCGCGAACGCAGCGGCAUCGACGGUUCGCGCCCGCGAGAGAAUUUUAUAAAGUGAACGCGACUAACUUGUUCCGAUGCCGUCACUGCGUUGUUGGAACACAGAGCUCGAUUGUAAAUUGUACUAAUUGGGCAUGGCGGUCUCCGGCAAAACAUCAGCUACAUCAAUUCUCUUCCCGAUGCUCACAUUAUACAACGUAUGUAUAAUUAACCAGUGAAGUACCUGUGUAAGAAUCAACGCGGUCACGACGCUUGUGUCAGAACUGGGUGCAUAAUGCACAUGCGACUGUGUGUGUGAAGUGUUCGUAAAUAGUCAGGGCUAGAGGAGUUCAUCGUAAUGGUUCUCGGUAUUGUACUAUCUGCUUCAUUAGAUUAUGGUACAAUAUAUGCUGUUUACCUUCAGUAGUCAAAUAGUUUGGACAUGGAUCCAAUUUUAGAAAAUGAAUCUGCCACCACCGAGUCUCCAACCAAACAUGGAAAAACAAAACACAAAAAUAAGAAGAAGAAAAAUCAAGUCGAACCACCAAAUGAAAAUCAAACCAUUGUGGGGGAAAGGAAGAAGUUUCUUGUUACGACAUUAUCCACAUCUGAUGAAAAGGUUCCUUCCAGUAGUGUAGCAGAAAGCAAUGUACAUACAGUCCAUUUUGGGACUAGAGGUGUUGAAUCCCAAAGGCCUCAUGUGAGAUCUAUUUUUAAAGAUCGUUCUGUAGAAACAGCUCGUCCUUCGAGUGCAGAUAGAGAUUCUAGUAGCAAAGAAUAUGAAACGUUCCACGGAACCUCAUCUAGUCCAAAAAGUUCUAUUUUUGAUAUAUUUCGCAUUAGAAGAAAAAGCGAUGCUAAAAAGGCAUCAAAACAACAACAAUCAAAGACGACCGAAAACCAAGAGAUCUCAAAAGAUGAUCAAAACUUAGUCGACACUAAUAAAGAUUCACAUAAAAAAUACUAUCAUACCGUGACGGGUGCUUCUUCGAGAAAAUAUAGUCCUAUAACUAGGGUAAUGGACAUUUUCAGAAGUAAACCGCAUUCUGAAAAUAAUCAAACUCCUGCAGAUGCAGCGAAAAAGAAAAAUUCCAAAGAAGUUCGACGUUCCUCAAUUGGGACUACGUCUCCUACUUAUCAUAAAAAUUCAUAUGCUUCUCUCGACCCUGUACAAGCCAAGCAAUUAUUUCGAGAAGUUAGAGGGCUUCCUAAGUAUGAUCCAUAUUUAUCGAUUGUACAAAUAUCUAUCGGAGGUAGAGACAAAACAAGACUUUUGUUAAAUUUUUUCAAAUAUCAUAAAUGUUACGAGAUGUUACCUAAAUCAGCAAAAGUUAUAAUUUUUGAUACCCAAUUUUAUGUCCGUAAGACAUUUCCUACUUUAAUAUCACACGGGAUACGUUCUGCACCAUUAUGGGAUGCAAGUAAGAAACUACUCGUUGGUAUGAUUACGGUAACAGACUUUAUUAGAAUACUACUUCAUCUACACAACGAAAAUUUACCUGUUGAAAACUUGGAAAGUCAUACUCUUCAUAGUUGGAGGAAAAUAUUACGGCACACUAGAAAGCCAUUAUGUAGUGUAUCACCUGAUCAAUCUCUACAUGAUGCAAUAAAUUUACUAACAAAGAAUCGUGUUCAUCGAUUGUUAAUGGUUGACCCAGCGAAUGGCGAUGUUUUAUAUAUUUUAUCUCAUAAGCGAAUAUUGAGGUUCCUUUUCGUGUAUCUCAAUGAAUUCCCUGAAUUAACGUUCUUUCAUAGAACUUUGAUGGAAUUAAAAAUAGGCACAUAUGAUGAUAUCGUUUCAGUGACAGAUAGCACUACUAUACAAACAGCCUUUCAAUUAUUACUAGAUAAAGAUGUUUCGGCCCUUCCAAUUUUGGAUGAAAAUGGAACAUUGAUCGAUGUGUACGCAAAAUACGAAGUAUUAAACUUAGUAAGCGAAAAGCUAUAUUCAAAUUUAUCAUUGACAAUAGGAGACGUUAGAACCAAGAAGAAAGACUGGGAAGAAAAAUUACAAAAAUGUCGUUCUAGUAUCACUUUAUAUGAGGCCUUAGAAGUAAUAGUUAGAACUGAAAGCCAUCGACUGUUAUUAGUGAACAAAGAUGAUAUGUUAAUAGGUAUUGUAUCUCUAUCAGACAUAUUAGUUUAUUUGAAUAGAAUUAUUCCUUCCGAAAAGAAAAUUUCCUCACUACAAGAAAUAUUUCGACCUCUAGAAGAAAAUAAAGUACCAGAGUCCUCAAAGGAAAAUGAAAGUGACACAAUUUCUAUAGAAGUCCCAGUUUUAGGGAACCAAGCAGUUCCAGAAGUAAAUGAAGAAAAAACUGCGGAGAAUGAUGAUACCGGUGAAGUUUCAUGUAAUGUCGAAUGUGUUGAUGCAGAAACGACUGCAGACGGAAACGUUGAAAAAAGCCUCGAAAAUGAUAUUUGUAAUGAUUGUGAUGAUGCAGAAAUGAAUAUAGAUACUCCCGUAGUCCAAUGUUCUAGUAAUAAUUAAAAUGUUCAUGUCUAAAGUAGAAAAAAUGUAUUCCAAAGAAAUUGUGAUAGGUGGAACCGCCGAAUCAAUAUAAUAAAUUAUUAAUCUCAGCUUAGGCUUGUGUUAACAUUGUGAUCUUACAUUGUACUCAAAAAAUAGUUGCGUUAAACCACGUGAUUGCCUUAAACAUUAUUUAAUUCAUAAAACAUUGCUAAAACUCAAUAAAUUAUUUUAGCACUA
This is a messenger RNA of Bombyx mandarina (wild silkworm), 2712 nucleotides long. RefSeq lists its product as uncharacterized. The record is from RefSeq and is a predicted model, not a curated record. Gene Ontology annotation, molecular function: protein kinase regulator activity; protein kinase binding; AMP binding. Gene Ontology annotation, cellular component: cytoplasm; nucleus; nucleotide-activated protein kinase complex. Gene Ontology annotation, biological process: protein phosphorylation; regulation of catalytic activity. Lineage: Eukaryota; Metazoa; Arthropoda; Insecta; Lepidoptera; Bombycidae.